Salvelinus sp. IW2-2015 is the source of this 4580-nucleotide messenger RNA. The record is from RefSeq and is a predicted model, not a curated record. NCBI's taxonomy places the organism in Eukaryota, Metazoa, Chordata, Actinopteri, Salmoniformes, Salmonidae.
AGUUUUUCCUAGCCAGCUUUAUCUGAAAAUGACUUCUGGUAGGCUAUUAAAGUCCGUUGCCCUUGAAAAUAAAAAUACUUUAUCCAGGGACAGCAGUGGGCUAGUCCUAGGAGUCAUAGCCUAUGGGGCUACCUCAUAGCCUACCAUACCCGGGAGCAAGGGGGAGGAGAUAGAGGUGACAGCGAACUGGCUAUGUAGCCGGCUUAAUGGCUACACUUUAUCCACAGCGGGACUGUAUCAUGCAUACACUAGGAUUUUUUUUCUAGACUAAUGUUUGCUGAAAUUUGUUCUACGCCAACGGAUCCAGUGCGACAGGUCAUAMAAUAAUAUGCAGCUGAAGACUUCACAGUGAAUGUAUACGGCAAGCAAUAAGAUAUCCAGAACACGGAAUAAGGCAACAAAACACAAUAAUAAUGUGGAACAAUUCUCGACGUGUAGGCUACAACCAGGACCCAACACACUGAUUUCCCCUUGUUCCGACCGACCGGGCCGCAGAACGGGACGCCGCACCACCCAAAUACCCAGAAGCCACCAGGCCUCUGCUGGUUAUGAGCAGGGGGUUGGGAGGGAGGUGUGGGGAGUUAACAAACACACCACCCACAGCUUUAUCGUAGCCCUCUCUUUCCUGAUGUAUCUAUUUUAUUAACAUUGACCGUAACCACUAGCAAGUCCAUUUUCAUUCCCCAUAUAUCCCCAAAACUAGCCUACUAAUAACAAAUACAGCAUUUGACUACAUACUGCAUUAGCGUAACACUAGUAUAACAUUACUACUAGCAUAACAUAACUAGGAUAGCAUUACUAAAAUUCUGUACGGGUGUUCUAUUGACAGUACUUACACGCUGUCACGCAUUCUAAUGAUAUACCUAUCAAUGCCUUCAAACAUCUAGCAGCAAAUGAUCAUUGGAAACUGCUACCAUAGCUUUGAGAGUACCCUGCAUAGAUCAGUCAUUCAACCUUUCCCACUUGUCAAGUGGUUUGAGGGCAGUGGUGAGGUACCUGUUGAGACACACACACUCAGGGACCAUGCUGAGCAUCCUGGCUGCUGGCUCCAUCUUCUUCCCGGGCCUGUUCCUGCUGUCUAAGAGAUGCCUGAAACACACCCCAGGCCUGGCCUUGAGCGAGGGAGACGCCACCAUAGUGUCUGCCAGGCUGGUGUCAUCCAUCCAAGCCAUCAUGGCUUCCUCAGCUGGCUACAUCAUCGCAUCCUCCUGUGAGGACAUCAUCGAGGAUCAGACACUGGCUUACAGUACCUACAUCCUGUUUGCGGUGUCCUACUUUGCGUACGACAUCUACGCCAUGUUCCUGUGCUACUGGCACAAGCUGCAGGUUAAAGGGCACGAGGAGGAGGGCGGCAGGCCAAAGCCAAUGGGCUCGGCAGUGCCAGCUACCUGCGCAGAGAGUUUCUCAUUGGUGCUGCACCACGUCGUCAUGGUGACCAUCUGCUUCCCCGUCUCCGUGUUCUGGAGGCAGGGAAAGGGGGAUUACUUCCAGGGUGUCAUGUUUAUGGCUGAACUCAGCACUCCGUCCGUCUGCCUGGGGAAAAUCCUCAUCCAGGUAAAGAAGCAGCACACUCUUCUUCAUAAAGUGAAUGGCGCUCUCAUGCUGGUCACUUUCUUCAUCUGUCGAGUUCUGCUCUUCCCCUACCUCUACUACGCCUACAGCAGGUAUGCCUCCAUCCCCCUCUACACAGUGCCCCUUGUGGCUCCCUGGCAGUGCAACGUGGGGGCCUUCUGCCUCAUGGCCCCACAGGUCUACUGGUUCACCCUCAUCUGCAGGGGCGCCUUCCGCCUCUUCACCGGGGCCUCGCACUCCCGGCCCCCGGCCACCCUCAACAAGCCUGAUGGGGGCUGCUGCCCCGGCCAGGGAGCCCCUUUACCUCCCCCGGCCAACGGCUACAGUGCCGUCCCCCACCAGGCAGACAGAGAGACUGACACACACUGAGAAAGAGAAGAAAGAGGGAGGGAGAGAUGGAGAGGAAGAGGGAUCACUGUGGGGACGGGGCCAGCCAGACCAGGCCGGGAAGACUGAGGUCUGUCAAGGGAAUCUAUUGUACUGUAUUGCAAUGACAUUGUAACCUAGGAGAGAGAAGAGAGGGAGAGAGAAAUUGUUUCUCAUCCUCUACCACUCUCCCCCUCCCUCUAGUGCCCCUUCAGAGUUACAUGGACCUCUGGAAGAAGAGAGAGACAGACUGAAAGAGGAGAGGGUAAAGAAAGAAAGAAAUGAAUAAGGGAGAGAGAUAGAAGCAUAGACAGGAGAAAGACUUGUGAAAUGGCAAGUAUUUCAAUAUUACGUGUCUGUACACACUGAUUUCAAACUGAAUGGGGACAAAUKAAUGGAUUGAAAAGCAAAAGGAUGAUAGGGUGAGAACACAUUGAAGAUCAAUAGUGAUAGAGGGAGGCAGAGAAGAAUAGACUAAUUAAGCAUGAGCGAUAGAGCUCAUUUGACUGAGUUAAAGGGAUAGAUAAAAGUAUUCUUCUCUUGAAAGAGAAAUGCAACUGCUGUUCUACAUUAGGGAAGGAUACAAAAUGAAUAUAUCAUAAUGUAUAGAAAUAUGUAGUAAAUUAUUAUUUGGUGAUCAUUUCAUUUUGGUGACUGCAAAAAGGGGGRUGAAGACAAUACCACUAUUUCAACUUGUGAUCCUGGUACUGUAUUAUUUGUCCAUCAAGAUGAUCCACUCAGGAUCGAUUGAGUGGGUCUUGUCUUGGGAAAGGACAGAGGAACACGCACCGGCGCCUCUGGUAUUGCUUCGUUCUGCCUUCUCUCCACUCUGAAAUUCUCUCUCGCUCCCUUUUCUCCUGUUAGAAAACUAAUGUGGGAGGAGAGGAAGGGGGUUUACCCCAAAAUGUGACAAGUUUAUAAUAGUAGAUGAGUAAAUGUCAUUUUAGGUUUUUAUAUUGCUCUCAUUCAAAGCAUUUAUUUAUUUAUUAAUGUUGAUGGACUUCUUAGUAUUGGUAGACAUUUUUAUUCCUCCCGCCCUCUUGUACUCACUCCCCACUUCAAUCAAAAGAGGAGAGAACGAGAGAUGGAAUGUUGGAGAGAUUAAUAGAGGGAGAGAGAGAAGGGGGGGAGUAGUAGACUCAAAUGGGACAAUGAUGCAGCUGUGCUGUCCCAGUCACCCACCCAAGUUGAGUAAUGCUGGCAGGCAGUCUUCAGUACACGACUGGGUGGGUCUGUGCAGCUUACCAGAUCUUUACAAUGCUUGGAGAGGUGUUUAAUGUCUCAGAAACCCCAUCAACAUAAUAUAAUGAUCAGGAACACUGCUAUCAUCACCAUGGCUGUUGUGGAAUUAGGUCUCCUGCAGGCUAAACAGGGUAACCACAUUUUAAAAUCUACAGGCGUUCUACAGGCGUUUUACAGGCGUUCUACAGGUGUUCUAGAGUCUGCURAUGUAAGGGAUUCCUAGAUGAUCUAGGAAGGAUUUUGACAGAGUAAGUUGUUGCAGUGUGUUCAACCRUAAGGGGGGAAUUUAAAAUAGAUUGUACUGGCAACUGUUGUACUCUCUUUAUGCAUUGAGGAAUUUGUGCGAUAGUGCCCGAAGAAGAAACAUAUUGACAAUGCACUGAGAGAAGGGACUGAUGAGGUUGGAUUGGGUGGUGGUGGGCCACCCAAUUUCAACCACUAUUUAGUUUUAGUUUUUUGUGUGUUUGUUUUACUUGUGAUUUUAAUUAUGUUUUUGGUGUCGUUUACUCAUGUUGACACAGUGUGCAAUCGCACUAAUGUAGCWAUCUACUGUAUCUAAGGUUGCGUCAUAAAUGCCAUUUGGGACGAAGCCUAMGUCAAGAGGGUUGAAAUGUGGUCCUUGAAACUCAAUCCCACCUUGAACACUUGACCACUGCCUUGGGUUGUAACUUGGAGCCUUUGGUUGUGACUACUAGCCUGGUCUCCGAUCUCUAGCGGUUCAUAGAAGAAAAGAGAACACAUAGAGGGACUACUUUAUAAUAUGCUGGACUAUACUUAUUGCAUCAAGUGAACACAGAGGGACUACUUUAUAAUAUGCUGGACUAUACUUAUUGCAUCAAGUAAACACAGAGGGACUACUUUAUAAUAUGCUGGACUAUACUUAUUGCAUCAGGCUGUCUUCUGCUGAAUAGCUGCAUGAUAGGAAUGAGAGAAUGGCUUUUUGACCAUUGGCCGAUAUUAACUUGGGAACACUGUAACACUUAACUUAGUUACUAUUUACAAUGGUCAGUUAUGGUACUAUUUAAAAUGGCUUAUUGAGGAUUUGUUAAUCCCCGCACCCAGAACCGAAUCAUCUGCUCGAUUUUUUGUUUUGUUUUGUUAUGAUAGAUUUUUCUUUUCAUUCUUGCUUUAUAACUGAUUUAAAGGCACUGAUUAAAGGUACAUUGAUUGGGAAAUUGUAUGAUCAACAUUAUUUUCCAUGCCAAAAAGUAGACCUAAGCGUCCGACAAGGGAUAUCAACUGUAGAGUUGAUCGUACAAAUCAAAUGUCAUUCCUAAAAAAUGAAUUAUGUUCACAAAUGUCAGUUCACAUGCGCCCAAUACAWCAGGUAUUACAGUGAAAUGCUUACUUACAAGCCCUUAAACAACAAUGCCGUUUUAAUMAAAAUAAGAAAUAAAAGU